CUUGAGGCGCCAAGGGGCAUUUCUCCCAGGUCUGCUCAUGGGGAAACUGCAGCAGCAGCAACAGGGCAAUGACCCUACUAACACCAGUGGGAAAGAGCAUCCCUGCCCCUGUUGCGAGCGGGUCUUCCCAACCGCCGAGCGGCUGGCAGUGCACGUUAAGGUGCACCAGGGUGGCCCCAAGCGACCACUCAAGUGCAAAGAGUGUUGCCGCAGGUUUCCCCGCAUCGACAAGCUACUUGCACACCAGGUGGUCCACCGGGUUGGCAAGCCCCAUCAGUGUGAACUCUGCGGCAAAGCAUUCACGCACAAGCAAACUCUCACGGAGCACCUUCUCCGGCACACGGGCGUGCGUCAGCAUCAGUGCGACCUGUGCCCCCAGAGCUUCUACUUCCGUGCCGACCUGACCAGCCACCGGCGCCGGCACACGGGUGAGCGGCCAUUCAAGUGUCGCGUAUGCCCCCGCCGCUUUGUUGGCCAUGCUGACCAGCUGCGCCACGAGCGGUUGCACAGUGGCGACCGGCCCUACCACUGCCCCGUCUGCCAGCGCAGGUUUGGCCGCAACAGCGUCCUCGAGCGGCACUUGAUGUGCCACACAGGCGAGCGACCAUACCAGUGCCACCUCUGCCCAAACACAUUUACGCGCUCCUACCUGCUCCAGGACCACUUGAAGGACCACCCACAGCCGCAGCACUACCUCGGUUCUCUGAGUGUGCACACAAAAAUGAGAGGAAAGCCGCGGCAACGUAACAUAACGGCUGCUGCUGCUGUCUCCAUGUCAGCUGUGCCAGGAGGGCAACCCAGUUCAGCAUCUCCAUUACCUACUCAAACAGUGGUGGCUGCUUCCACAUCUUCUGUUCCUGGAAGGAAGCUUGAUACAGCACCUGUGUCAUCAGCCCAGGAAGCAGCUGCUGCUUCAACCUUAUCUGCAAUGCCAAAGGAGGUGCCGCAUUCAGCACCUUCACCGCUGCACAAUGCUAGUGCACCCAAAGUAAAACGGGCCUCGAAAUGCAAGGCAAAAGGCAAGGCAAAAGGCAAGGCAAAGCCUAUGUGCAGCCCAGUGAGCAGUUCGUCUUUGUUGGGUUAUUGCACCCUGUCCGAGGCGGAGCUCAGCAAUGCAUUUGUGCCGCCACUUUCAUCUUCGGUAAACCAGAAUUCGCACCUUCAGAAACAUGUCUACGAAAGAAAGCCAGGAAACCUCAGAAACGCGCGAGCAAAGCAGCAGCAGAAGAACAUGGUGGCUUCUGGCACCUCAUCUGCAGUGGUGAGCAAUGCGACACCUUAUAUACCAUCCUCAUCAUCUCCACGACCGACAGCUGAUAUGGCCGAGGUCAAACAGGCCUCGAGAGUUGAUUACAUGCACCGCCCAGCUACCAUCAUGGUUUCGCCACUGUCACCAGAGACCCAGACCGCAAAUCUGGUUGCGAGAGCUCAGCCCAUGAUGUAUCCCCCGGGCAGCUACAGAAUUUUACCAUCUCACAGUGAUUUAUAUGCAGCAAGUGAGCAGGGGCUGGUGGUUUCAUCUUUCACUGACCACAGUUCGCUGGUCAGCGACCACGCGUGCAAAGUGUUGUCGCAAUAUGCCCUCGAAGGCGCUGCUUUCCUGCUCCCCCAUGACGCUAUGCCAGGUGGUGGUCACGGGGUGUCUGAAGUAGAGCCAGAGGCUGGCCUUUCGCGUCCACUGUGGGGAGACCAGGAUCUGCAACAAACCGACAACCAGUGUAUCACAGAACUGAAGGAGGAGCUCAAUCUCAUGAAUUCGUUGUCUGCGUGCCCAGUUGUCCCAGAAGACAUAGGAAGACACUCUAGGUGUUCUUGGCAGCUCCGGUGCGCCCCCUCUGGGCUCGCACAGGCGCUGGCAGCUGCUACAGUGCAACUUUUGCCCAUUUGUGAGCCGCUUCGAGAGCGCCAUCCGCCGGCACCAGCUUCGACACACCAAGGAACGGCCGCACCGAUGCGAGUUCUGCCCGAAGAGCUUCCAGCGCAGGUAUCAGCUGACUCAGCACAUGACUAUCCGUCACGGCACCAAGCCCCUACCCGUCCCCAGGCAAAAGAUGCAAGACUUCAGUGGCCACAUGGCCCCACUCGACCCUGUGGACAAUUCAUCUCAAUUUCAAGUGGACAUGAGUGCGGACCUGUUUCCAUUCUAAGAGGAAGUCCAGGAUCUAAGCAUGCCUUGAAGUGUUGCAAGUGUGCUCUGUGGCAAGUCUUCCACGGUUGCAUAAAGCCAGUGCCAUGCUUCAGCUGACGACCUGAUACUUUGUACAUUUGAUGCACAUUUGACUCUUUGUGCGAUGCUAACUGUUUGACAUUCAGUAGGCUCCUUUUAAACAUAACACAAAGGGAAUGGAAAAAGUGUUUAGUUUGUCCAGAGCUUUGUUCAAGCUGAGGGCGUAAUAGCUUGAAACACUCAUUUAUCUUUAGUGCUGAAUAAGGCAAAAGAGGGAAUAAUUGUGUUCUGCUUCAAUUCUGGUAGCUUAUUUCACAUAUGCAUGCGUGUCACAAAAGGCAGUCAUUCAAUCACUGCAGCCACUGUGCUUAAAGUGCAACACUGUGCAAUUUUAGCUCCCUUUGUUUCAAGUUGAUGCACUACUGUAUUAUGCACCAAGUGACAUCUGUCUGGAUAAUCAUCAUUAUGACUCAUCCUUCUCCUCACUCCUGCUUGUGACUUCUGUGCAGUUAACAAGUUCAACGAGUUCUGCUUCCAUGGCAAGCAUAUAUUAUUUGGGCAGUUGCAUUUCAUUGCAUGAAACAGAAUAUGCAACAGGAUGCACGUACUUGUUAAUAACCUGAAAAAAGUGAAGGCCAAAGAGGAGUUGGACGAAACAGAGUUUCUUGAGCCUUUGGCGUUAACCUUCCCUCAUGGUUCAUAGAUGGCUGCUGUUUUAUACGUAGCGUAACUUCCAGCAAAGAUUCCAGUUUUUUCGGUAUCAGGUACAAAGUUCACAGAGUGCCUAUAUGUAGUCAACUGAAAUUGGCGCCCAGGUUCUCUUUCGAUCUGUUCAAGCAAACUGCAUUUAAAUGCAGUUCACUGUGUGCAGUGAAGUAGUGUACUGCUGUGCAGAAAUACAUUUCAUAAAAUGUUACUGUAUCUGUUUCGGUUAUUUCUUCUGUAGCAUGUUGUGGUGGCAAGGUGUUACGUUCAAAUGAAAUAAUUUUGAAAUCCCUU
Messenger RNA from Dermacentor andersoni, 3166 nucleotides. RefSeq lists its product as uncharacterized. The record is from RefSeq and is a predicted model, not a curated record. Lineage: Eukaryota; Metazoa; Arthropoda; Arachnida; Ixodida; Ixodidae. Gene Ontology annotation, biological process: regulation of gene expression. Gene Ontology annotation, cellular component: nucleus.